Messenger RNA from Piliocolobus tephrosceles (Ugandan red Colobus), 6229 nucleotides. It is a transcript of the gene SLF1, whose product is annotated as SMC5/6 complex localization factor 1. Gene Ontology annotation, cellular component: nucleus; site of double-strand break. The record is from RefSeq and is a predicted model, not a curated record. Gene Ontology annotation, biological process: protein localization to site of double-strand break; positive regulation of double-strand break repair; DNA damage response. NCBI's taxonomy places the organism in Eukaryota, Metazoa, Chordata, Mammalia, Primates, Cercopithecidae. The transcript is spliced from 24 exons. Bases 829 to 4011 code for a protein of 1060 amino acids. Gene Ontology annotation, molecular function: protein binding.
UCUCAGCCAGGAAAACAAAGACCGUUCUUCUCACCCAAUUCAAAUGGCGGGAGGAACCUUCAAUUAAUUCUAAAUCAGGAAGGAACCUCCCCAUCUCACUUCCCAAAUGUUUGUAAAAGAUGUCUUCUUCAGCCAACUUCCUGCCUUCCAGGCAUGGCACCCCAGAACUACGGAAACAGUACUCAGGAAUCGAGAGUGGCCAAACACUGCUAAUGGGAGAUAGGACACUCGUUGAUCAUGGGCAGAGAAACUCGGCACAACGCCGAGUCACGGUACACGGUGUCUUCGGCCUCGCCCAGGGACACCUGGUGACCCGCGGUCGAGUUCCAAGUCGGAGACAGAUUUUGCGAGUGGAUGAGAUGGUAAGCCAGGAUCCCAGGGCCUUCUCCAACUGCACUGGGUGUCAAGCGACACGGGGUUGGAUGGGGACUCCUUCUGGUUCAACCCUAGCCCACUCACUUCUCGGGCUGGCCAAAAUGCUGCACAGAGUCCCGGCCAGCCAUUAAUAUCAGACCCAGCAGAAAACCCAGUAAAAUCACUUACCAGUCUUCCACCUCCGGUGCUCAUCUAGCAGGAGCCUGACUCGCUGGCCAGACUCAAGCUCCGCACCAGAUAUUACCACCCUGGCGACCGCUCCAGAGCGUCACUGACAACCACCCGGAAAUGUUACUAUCGCUUCCGGGGCUGCCUAGCGCGCGGCGGGAAAUUAUUUCCCAGAGCCCGGAUUAGUGAAGCAGUUGAGUUGCUGCAGCAGCAGCUGUCGGCCCUGCUGCCGCCGCCGCCGCCGCCGCCACCGAAGGAAGCAUCCAAGACACUUCGGCCGGGAAGAUGGAAGAUGGUGCCCCAAAGCAUAUCAUCCAAAUGACAGGAUUUAAGAUGGAAGAAAAAGAAGCGCUAGUCAAAUUACUUUUAAAACUAGAUUGCACUUUUAUUAAGAGUGAGAAAUACAAAAAUUGUACACAUCUUAUAGCUGAACGCCUAUGUAAGAGUGAAAAAUUUUUAGCAGCUUGUGCAGCAGGAAAGUGGAUACUAACCAAGGACUAUAUAAUUCAUAGUGCCAAAAGUGGCAGAUGGCUUGAUGAAACAACUUAUGAAUGGGGAUAUAAAAUUGAAAAAGAUUCCCGUUAUUCACCUCAAAUGCAAUCUGCACCUAAAAGGUGGCGUGAAGAACUGAAACGCACUGGUGCUCCAGGAGCCUUCCACAGAUGGAAAGUUGUCCUCCUUGUUAGAACUGAUAAGCGAAGUGAUUCUCUUAUAAGAGUUUUGGAGGCUGGAAAGGCAAAUGUUAUUUUACCAAAAAGUUCACCAAGUGGAAUAACUCAUGUGAUUGCCAGUAAUGCAAGAAUUAAAGCUGAGAAAGAAAAAGAUAACUUUAAGGCUCCAUUUUAUCCAAUUCAGUAUCUAGGGGAUUUUCUUUUAGAGAAAGAAAUUCAGAAUGAUGAAGAUUCCCAAACCAAUUCUGUUUGGACUGAACAUAGCAAUGAAGAAAAAAACAAAGAUUUCAGGAAAGAUGCAGGAUUUCUUGAAAUGAAAGGUGCCUUAAAAGAGACCAUGUAUAGAACCCAGAAAGAAAUGCAAAAUCAUGAUGAAGAUGUUAAUGUUGGUUCUAUUUCGAGUGAACAUCACAAAAAAGAAAAAUUCAGUGGUUCCAGUAAAGAUUUGAAAUUUGUUAAAAUGAGAAAUACCUUUGGAAGUCAUACAUAUGAAAAUCAGAAAGAAAUGAAGAAUUCUAUUUUUGCUGAAUAUGCCAAAGAAUCAAAAGCCAUGGCUAUCAAGACAGAUGUGGAUGUUGUUGAAAUAAAAAAUGCCUUAAGGAAGCACAUAUAUAGAGCUCAGGCUGUCAGAUACAACUGCGUUAGAAUAGAUAAACAACCAGUGUACAAUGUAGAGGUUAAAAAUACUGAAUUUCCCAGAGGUGUAUUAAAUUUAAUUGAAAGCCUCAUAGAAGGACAGUUUUUUAAAGAAGCAAUUGAGGAACUUUCCACUUUGCAGGCACAUUAUAUCCCUCCUGUAUGCAUUCUUCAUGCCCUUCUAGAGAACGUUCUACAGGAUAACAUAGAUACAUUUUCUGGUCGAUACUUUCAUAUAUUGUCAGCUCUUCUUCACCUGCAUCCUCCUUGGAAGUCUCCAGCCAUGUCAAGUUAUUAUUUAGAGUUGUUUCAGUGUCCAACUUGUAUGAAAGGAGCAUGGUCUUUAGUAGAAGUCCUUAUCAGGUCUUGCCUUUUCAAUGAAAGCUUUUGUCAUCAAAUUUCAGAAAAUAUUGACUCCAAGGUGCUCCACCUGACGCUGCUCAAAUUUUUCUUUAAUUUAAUUGAAAGUGAAGUACAAUAUCUGAGUCAAAAGUUGUAUGACUGGUCAGAUUCUCAGAAUCUGAAAAUAACAGGAAAGGCAAUGCUUCUUGAAAUUUUUUGGUCAGGAAGUGAAACCUCUGGGCUUUUGACCAAACCAGUAAAUAUGCUUUUGGAAUGGACUCUAUAUUCUCACAAGGAAAAAUGCAAGUCUAAUGAUGUCUUCAAACAUGAACUAGCUUACUUAUUGACUGGAAUUCUUGGAGCAGCAAUAGAUUAUUGGAUUUUCCUUGGUCUUAAGAUGGGUAGAAAUGUGAUGCGACACAUGUCUGAUGACUUAGGAAGUUAUAUUUCUCUUUCGUGUGAUGACUUUUCUUCACAGGAAUUAGAGAUUUUCAUUUGCUCCUUUUCCUCCUCCUGGCUUCAAAUGUUUGUUGCAGAGGCAGUCUUUAAAAAGUUGUGUCUACAGAGCUCUGGUAGUGUUUCUUCUGAGCCACUCUCUCUUCAGAAAAUGUUAUAUUCCUAUUUACCAGCCUUGGGGAAAACUGGUGUGCUUGGGUCUGGAAAGAUUCAGAUAUCAAAGAAAAUAGGACAGCGGCCUUGUUUUGACUCUCAGAGAGCCUUACUAAUGUUGAAUGGUACUAAACAAAAACAAGUCGAAGGGCUGCCGGAGUUACCAGACUUGAACCUUGCUAAAUGUUCCUCAUCAUUAAAAAAAUUGAAAAAGAAGUCAGAAGGAGAAUUGUCCUGUUCCAAGGAGAAUUGCCCCUCUGUAGUUAAAAAGAUGAAUUUUCACAAGACUAAUCUAAAAGGAGAAACAGCCCUGCAUAGAGCUUGCAUAAAUAACCAAGUGGAGAAAUUGAUUCUUCUUCUCUCUUUGCCAGGAAUAGACAUCAAUGUUAAAGACAAUGCUGGCUGGACGCCUUUGCAUGAAGCCUGUAACUAUGGCAACACAGUGUGUGUCCAGGAAAUUUUGCAACGUUGUCCAGAGGUAGAUCUGCUCACUCAAGUGGACGGGGUGACUCCUUUGCAUGAUGCACUGUCAAACGGACAUGUAGAAAUUGGCAAGCUGCUACUACAGCAUGGGGGCCCAGUGCUUUUACAACAGAGGAAUGCUAAGGGAGAAUUGCCCUUGGACUAUGUGGUUUCACCUCAAAUCAAAGAAGAACUGUUUGCUAUUACAAAAGUAGAAGAUACAGUGGAGAACUUUCAUGCACAAGCAGAGAAACAUUUUCAUUACCAGCAACUUGAAUUUGGCUCAUUUUUACUUAGUAGGAUGUUGCUAAAUUUUUGUUCAAUUUUUGAUUUAUCUUCAGAGUUCAUUUUAGCUUCCAAAGGGUUAACUCAUCUAAAUGAACUGCUUAUGGCUUGUAAAAGUCAUAAAGAAACCACCAGUGUUCAUACUGACUGGUUAUUGGAUCUUUAUGCUAGAAAUAUAAAGACGUUGCGGAAACUCCCACAUAUUCUUAAGGAACUGCCUGAGAAUUUAAAAGUGUGUCCUGGAGUACACACUGAGGCCUUGAUGGUAACAUUGGAAAUGAUGUGUCGCAAUUCAUAUACAAAAUGUAUGUCGCUGCCCUAUGUAACCAAUAUUCUGUACCUGAAAAUAUUCUGCUGCUAUUUAUGGGACCUGAAGAAUUACUUGUUCUCUGGUGAGACUUUUCAGAUUCGACACAAAAGCAGGGAGAAACUGGUCAUACACCCCGUCACAAACUCCAGCUGAACUAACUUGGACAGGAGGAUCUUCCCUAACAGCUCUGGAAGGAAAUUGACAGAACUUUCAUAAAGCCAAAGACUGGCAGAAAUAAAUAAUGAUGAAACUGAGCAAUAGAGCACCCAGAAGGAGUGUCCCCUGCCAAAAAGAAUGUGGCAUUUCACCCUUCGAGAAACAAAUGGACACCCUGUCCCACAGAAGACCAGGGCUCACAUGUCACCGUCACUCACUUCUUUAUCCUUUCGCCAAAGGAAGCCACUUCAUCUAGGAUGUUCUGGACACUGACACAAACCUCCUGGAUGGCAUAGAUUUUAUUUAUAAAUCCUUUUUUUUCACUGUCCUAAAAUGCAAUAAAAAAGAAAUUAUGAGUAAAGGUAUUCUUCAUUGCUUGAAUUAUUUGUGUUGUCCCUCUUUUGCAUUUUUAAACUUAAAUCAACUUCAUUUUUGUGUAUAUAUAAAUGGAUAAUUGGAACCCAUGAAAAUAUCAGGAUUUUAAGGAACAUGAGGAGAAAGGGGACCCAGCGUCAUGGUUUUGUGCUUACAAAGAUGGCUGCAAAGCAAGAGCCUCGGGUUCCUUUGCACUUGCUCUGAUGAGCAGAACAUACAUUUGGGGGAGGAAGGUAUAAGAGAGAGGGGAGGUCCCAGAAUUACCAAACCCGGAUUCUACAGUGCUUCUGGAUUAACCGAGACAUACUUAGCGGACCCAGUUUCUUGACCCCACCGCCCAUAAACCUAACGUUUGUUGUGGCUCUAGAUAUUUCAGCAGCAGAGAAUGCUGGAUGCACUUGAGAUUUGUGAGCAAUGAAAACUGCAAAAAAAAGAAGAAAAGAAAAAAGAAAAAAACCACCAAAACCUGGAAUCUACUAUGUGGAUACUGCUUAGAUCAUAUACAAACUAAGCCUGACCACCUUCUUAAAAAUAAUAGUCAUAUAUUUUAUACAGUAGUAUAUGCUGUAUUAGGUUCUAACUAAACAUUUUUUCCCCUUUUUGGUGCUUAGUUCAUUUUAAAACACUGAAUUUAAGCAAAGCUGGUGUGCUCCAGAUAAUGGAUGGGUGGAGAUUGAGCAUUAAAUUUAAGCACCUAGAGAGUGGUGUGACCUUAGGAGAAAUGUGCAUAUUUUGCAAUUUUAGAGCCAAAGGAAGAAACAGUGGUGGCCUUUCACAAUUGAAAAUUCUGCUUAGUAGCCUGGCAUCACAGGCACUUGCCUAGGCUGUUUGGUGGAGACCAUCCAACCCUGAUUCUAUGACUCCAUUCCUCCAUGCCAGCUUGAAUAUCUAUGGAAAUGUAGAUCCAAUUUCAUUACUUUAACUUCUUUUGAACACUUGCACACUAUGCCAGAACACUUGAGACCUCAUGUGGCAGUCAGUGCUUGCUGAAAGCAGCCAGGAAGCUAGAAUAAUAAUGUCAUGUUGCACAUUUACAUACUGACUUUCAUUUCAGAAGAAUCUAAAGCACUCUACACUGUGAACACUUGGCCAGGGCUGGCAUCCCGCCACCUCAGAAACUGCAGGCAAGUGAAUGGCAGAUGUGUGUGCCUCCUCCAAGGACAACAGGGUACACUGGGACCAAGGACACAGAGGCCAGUUUUAUAACGAUCUUUGGUAUAGAUACCAGUUACUUAGAGUCUUAAUUUAAUUCACAUGGGAGAAAUGUGUCUAUUAUUCAUCUUGCUUAUGCCAAAAUGGAUUGUCAAUUAGGUAGACAAGACGCAUAAAGCUUAAACAGUAUUGGGAACAGUUAGCUACUCAGGGUUCCCCUACUGUCUUCAGAAGUCACCAUUCACUUGUCAUGACAGACGUUGGUCCAUCAAUUUAUCUUUCACACUCUCCAGUAAAAAAAAAAAAAAAAAAAGAAAAAAAAAUGUUAGGAAAAAAAAAAGUUUCACCUAUACAAUUGUGCACGUUAGAGUAAAAUGAGUAACCAGUGGCUUUUUCCUGUUCCUUUCAAAACUAGAAAGUUGGUCUGCCCCAACUGUGUGUCCUUUAGUAUUCUCAAGCACCAGCUAAGUUCAUUUAGUAUUCUCAAGCACCAGCUAAGUUAUUUAUGAGAAGCAAAGUACUCAUAAAUAUUUAUCCACAUACGGAAUAAGUCAAACUGGAGUUGAAGCAUGCUGGUUGUACAAUGGAAGUCCAUUGAGAAUGUCUUUCACCUCAAAAUUAUGUGAAAAAAUAUUUCACAGAGACAAAAUAUAUGAAAUACCUAGGUAAAACCUCAGCAGGAAAUGUA